Messenger RNA from Penicillium griseofulvum, 978 nucleotides. RefSeq names its product Glycoside hydrolase, family 43. Gene Ontology annotation, biological process: carbohydrate metabolic process. The record is from RefSeq and is a predicted model, not a curated record. Lineage: Eukaryota; Fungi; Ascomycota; Eurotiomycetes; Eurotiales; Aspergillaceae. Gene Ontology annotation, molecular function: arabinan endo-1,5-alpha-L-arabinosidase activity. The transcript has 3 exons. Bases 1 to 978 code for a protein of 325 amino acids.
AUGUUUGGUCUCAUUCCAUUUCUAUUUACUGCGCUCGCCAGUGCAUACCCCAAUCGGGGCCCUUGCACAGGCGACUGCUGGGCCCAUGACCCUGCUAUGAUCCAGCGUGUGUCUGAUGGGAAAUACUACCGCUUUUCCACAGGCACUGGUGUCAGAAUCCAUAGCUCACCGUCGGUGAAGGGUCCAUGGGCGGAUAUUGGCUCUGCGUUGCCAGAGGGGUCUAAGAUCCAUCUUGAUGGUGUGGACAGCAAGAAUAUCUGGGCUCCCGAUGUCCACUACCAGAACGACCAGUACUAUAUGUACUACGUCCUGUCGAAGAUCGGCACCAGGAACUCACAGAUCGGUGUUGCAACAUCCAAGAAUAUGGAACCCGGUACCUGGACAGACCACGGCAGUGUUGGUCUCCCUCCAAACGACAACUACAACCGUAUCGAUCCCGCCUGGAUUAGCAUCGGAAACAAAAACUAUAUGAACUUUGGCUCUUUCUGGGGUGAUAUCUUCCAAGUCCAGAUGGAGACUCCUUUGAAAGUCGGCGGCGCAACUCCCUACCAAAUUUCCUGGAACGCUACCCUCAACCACCGCGAGGAGGGCGCGUACGAGUUCAAGCACGGCGAUUAUUACUACCUCCUCUAUUCUGCUGGUAUUGCUGGCAAGUACACAAAGACAUUCCCAGCUAAGGGUGCCGAGUACCACAUUCGUGUUUGCCGAUCCAAGACCGGUCUUGGUGAUUUUGUUGAUGCCGACGGAAAGUCUUGCAAGGAGACCGGCGGCACCAUGCUCCUCUCCAGUCACGGUCAGGUCUUUGGACCCGGCGGGCCUGGUGUUGUUCAUGACAAGGAUCUUGGUGUGGUCAUGUACUACCACUAUUACCCGCUCGCCAUCAAGGAGAGCACCACGGUCUCGAAUAACGCGAACUACAGGUACGCAUGGAACGUCCUUGGCUGGAAGGAUGGCUGGCCUUUCGUGAAGGCCACUUAA